CAUCAGGUUUCUCUCUGCUAUAUGUCUAUGGCCGCGGACAUUGGCCGCCUCUAUUACCUUUAUUACAAUAAAAUGUCGAAAAUAAUAGUAUCGGAGUAAAAAAAUUUUUUAACAAAUAAUGGCGAAUUUUACCGAAGAUUUAUUUGACGUUUUUGAUGAGCAUGGCGAUGAUGUGGAAAUACCGGACAUUUCGAAGAAAAUCGAAUCGGAUGCGGGAAUAAAGCGACAGCUUGACACUGAAGAUGAUAAGUCGUUUGUUAAGAAAUUACGACAUGAUCCUAUUCUGGAUGACAUUAAUCUAGAGGAUAUGAUAUGUCGAAUAAAAGUACAUAAUAUAGAGACUAUGGAAUCUUGUAUGCACGAGGUUGCUAUUCCACCUGAGCAAGAAUAUGUACCCUUAGAACAUAAACAGGGUAAACCAGCCAAAGAAUAUAAAUUUAUACUCGAUCCAUUCCAAAAAGAAGCAAUUUUAUGCAUUGAGAAUAAUCAGUCAGUUCUUGUUUCCGCUCAUACUUCAGCUGGUAAAACUGUUGUAGCCGAGUAUGCAAUAGCAUGUUCACUUAAGGAUAAGCAGAGGGUGAUAUACACAACUCCAAUUAAAGCAUUAAGUAAUCAGAAGUAUAGAGAAUUUCAUGAGGAAUUUAAAGAUGUUGGUCUGGUAACAGGUGAUGUUACUAUAAAUCCAACAGCUAGUGUAUUAAUUAUGACUACCGAAAUUUUACGUAAUAUGCUGUACAGAGGCUCAGAGGUAAUGCGUGAAGUUGGUUGGGUAAUCUUUGAUGAAAUUCAUUACAUGCGCGAUAAAGAAAGAGGCGUGGUGUGGGAGGAGACGCUUAUAUUGUUGCCGGAUAAUGUACAUUAUGUAUUUCUUUCUGCUACCAUACCGAAUGCACGACAAUUUGCAGAGUGGGUGGCACAUUUGCAUAAUCAGCCUUGCCAUGUGGUCUCUACGGAUUACAGACCUACUCCUUUACAACAUUACAUAUUUCCAGUUGGUGGUGAUGGAAUUCAUCUGGUUGUAGAUGAAACUGGUCAAUUUAAAGAAGAAAAUUUUAACAGAGCUAUGGCCUGUCUGCAGAAUAUAGGUGAUGCGGCUAAAGGUGACACAAAAGGACGUAAAGGUGGCUUGCGCGCUACUAAUAGUGGACAAACAAAUAUCUUCAAAAUGGUAAAAAUGAUCAUGGAGAGAAAUUUUGCCCCCGUGAUAAUCUUUAGUUUUUCAAAGAAAGACUGUGAAGUUUAUGCAAUGCAAAUGGCCAAACUAGAUUUGAACACAUUAGAAGAAAAAAAAUUAGUGGAUGAGGUUUUCAAUAAUGCGAUAGAUGUCCUUAAUGAUGAGGACAAAAAGUUACCGCAAGUUACGAACUUGCUGCCACUUUUACGGCGUGGAAUAGGUAUUCAUCAUGGUGGACUCUUGCCAAUUUUGAAGGAGACAGUCGAGAUAUUAUUCGGCGAAGGUUUGAUCAAAGCGCUUUUUGCCACUGAAACAUUCGCAAUGGGUUUAAACAUGCCUGCACGAACAGUUUUGUUUACGGCACCCCGUAAAUUCGAUGGUAAGGACUUCCGUUGGAUCACAUCAGGUGAAUAUAUUCAAAUGUCCGGCCGUGCGGGCAGGCGAGGUCUAGACGACAAAGGAAUUGUAAUAUUAAUGAUAGACGAACAAGUUAGUCCAGUUAUCGGUAAAGCUAUUGUUCAAGGAAAACCAGAUCCAAUAAAUUCUGCAUUUCAUCUGACCUAUAACAUGGUGCUUAAUCUUCUUCGAGUGGAAGAGAUUAAUCCAGAAUACAUGUUAGAAAGAAGCUUCUUCCAAUUUCAAAAUCAAGCUGGUAUUCCAGCUUUGUAUAAUAAAGUAAAGGAAUUAUACACUACCUACAAUACCGUGAAUGUUGAGAGAUAUGAUGAGAUUUCUUCUUAUCAUAAUAUACGCGAACAACUCGAUCGUUUGAGCGGAGAGUUUCGAUCAUUUUUAACGCAACCAGAAUAUUUGGUUCCAUUUUUACAACCCGGAAGACUAGUAAAAGUGAGAAAUGAAUUUGAAACAUUCGAUUGGGGUAUUAUAGUAAACUUUAAAAAGAAAAAUCAGAAAAAUCCAGUAAAAGAUAAGACUAUUAUUAUCAUUGAUAUUUUACUUCACAUAUCGAAAGAUUCCAAAGAAGGCAAUCCAAUUCCAUGUCGCGAAGGAGAAGAAGGUGAAAUGGAAGUAGUUCCUGUUUCACAUAAUUUAAUUUCUCAAAUCAGUUCACUCAGAUUAUAUUAUCCAAAAGACCUCAGACCAUCUGAUAAUAGAAAGAGUGUAUUGAAAACAAUACGAGAAGUAAAGAAAAGAUUCCCAGAUGGUCCACCAUUACUCAAUCCUAUUACAGAUAUGCACAUAGAGGAUCAAAGUUUUAAAGAUAUUGUUAAAAAAAUUGAAGCAUUAGAAAAAAGAUUAUAUGCACAUUCUUUGCAUAAAGAUCAGAAUGUAAAUGUAUUAUAUGAACAAUUUUUACACAAGGAGGAAUUGGCUGUACAGCUUAAACAAUCCAAGGAAGAAUUUAAGCAGGCUAAGUCUAUACUUCAGAUGAAUGAACUUAAAUGUAGAAAGCGUGUUUUAAGAAGGAUGGCAUAUUGCACAUCGGCGGAUAUUAUAGAAUUGAAAGGACGUGUAGCUUGCGAAUUGAACGGUGCCGACGAGCUAUUAAUGACAGAGAUGAUCUUCAAUGGUCUUUUCAAUGCUUUAAGUGUACCGCAAAUGGUGGCAUUGAUAAGUUGUUUUGUAUGUGAUGAAAAGUCGAACGAAAUGCCUAAAAGCACAGAGGAAUUAAGCGGUCCACUCAGACAGAUGCAAGAUUUGGCUCGUAGAAUAGCAAAGGUUUCAACAGAGGCCAACUUGGAAUUAGACGAGGAUGCAUAUGUCGAUAGAUUUAAACCAUAUUUAAUGGACGUUAUAUAUGCUUGGUGCAAAGGCGCAACAUUCUUACAAAUUUGUAAAAUGACAGAUAUAUUUGAAGGAUCUAUUAUUAGAUGCAUGCGUCGUUUAGAAGAAGUGCUUCGACAACUAUGUCAAGCUGCAAAAGGUAUUGGAAAUACAGAUUUGGAAAAUAAAUUUAGUGAAGCAAUCAAACUUAUAAAACGUGAUAUUGUGUUUGCGGCGUCCUUAUAUUUAUAAUGUAA
Molecule: messenger RNA, 3153 nt
Organism: Camponotus floridanus (Florida carpenter ant)
Lineage: Eukaryota; Metazoa; Arthropoda; Insecta; Hymenoptera; Formicidae
Gene: Mtr4
Product: exosome RNA helicase MTR4
Exons: 10
Coding region: 119-3148 (1009 amino acids)
Biological process (GO): RNA catabolic process; maturation of 5.8S rRNA
Cellular component (GO): nucleus
Molecular function (GO): RNA binding; RNA helicase activity; ATP binding
Source: RefSeq, a predicted model, not a curated record